UAAAGAUAUAUGUAAAAAAAUGUUUUGAGAAUUAAAGCGAUUAUUUAAUAAUUUUUAAUUCAUUUACUAUGUCUCUUAAUUAUGUAAGGAUUUACUAUGGACCCUAUGACGCAUUUCACACUGUCUCUCACAAACCGCAAAAACUGAGAGGACUCAGAGAUCACCUACACAAGCUGGGCUAUCGCGUGGACCUAGUCCCAGUCGAAUUCGUUAACUACUGUAUGCUGGAGAUGUGUGGCCAUGAGGUAUUUAGAUGCAACAUCCAGAACCUUUUAUUCAACACGCCAGCGGAACUAGACCCGGUUUGCAUGCGGGCUGUUGAGGCGGUGGUAGACGCUUCCGCCAAAUUUCUACGCGCUAGGAACUACCUUUGGUUCUGGUCCCUUAUAGACAACCAGCUGUUCAGGAGAAGCGAGUUCGCACCAAAAGACCAUUGGCCUUUCGAUGUGGACAAAGAUAGCUACGAUACGUGUAUGGAAUGCACCUACUGUUGCGGUAGUUUGAAGAAAAAUAAAAAUUGAUUUUUUUAAUAAAUAUUA
Messenger RNA from Papilio machaon (common yellow swallowtail), 539 nucleotides. RefSeq names its product UPF0728 protein C10orf53 homolog. The coding region runs from base 69 to 521 and encodes 150 amino acids. NCBI's taxonomy places the organism in Eukaryota, Metazoa, Arthropoda, Insecta, Lepidoptera, Papilionidae. The transcript is spliced from 3 exons. The record is from RefSeq and is a predicted model, not a curated record.